AAGACCAGGCCAAGUGCUUCAGGCUACAAACCUGCUCAACACAGCAGGGCCCAGGUUUAUCACUGUCCAGAGCAGGACCAUCUGCUCAGACCCCAAGGAUGAGAGGGUGAAGAAGGCAAUAGCCUGCAAAGCCUCACAAAGUCACAGGAGAAUUCCUGGGGCCUCCGCUUGCUCGGCAGCCUCUGGCCCGAACCUCCCGCCUGCAAGUGGCUGCCAUCUUCCGGAAGUGUGGCUCCCACCCCCUGUGAGCCACCGAAAUCCCACCCUCCUCGCGCGGGCCCUUCCUCCUGGAAGCCUUCCCGGACUGCGCAGCAGGCAGCGAGCCUCUCUGCUCUCCUGCCUCCAGCCCACGAGCUGCCCACGGAGAUCGGGACAAACUGGGAACCUAGAGUCUAUUUGGCCUGUCUCUUUCUCAAGCCCUCGAAGCAGCGGGCUCCGCACUUCACUGGCCAAGGACAUGAGCAGAAGGAAGGAGGAGGACUCUUUCAGGAUCCUCAGGAUUUACGAUGAACCAGAAGAGAGAAGGGCUAUGCCAGUGAGCUCUGAUACUUCUUCUCAGCAUGAACAACUGAUGCAGUACCAGCUGGGCCGUGGUCAUGGGCCGUUCCAGGUGCUGCCACGCCGCCCAGUAUUUCAGCUGGACCCUGUUUAUCAAGAGUUGAGGACUAUGACCCAGCAGCAGUGGGACUUCUGGACCCUAGAUACCUCUGAGCUCCAGGCCACGUGGUUCUUAGAGGGUGAGCUAGGUCAAGGGGCCCAGGAUGACUCCAGACUCCUACCAGGACCUGUGCUUGACCAGCACUCUUCUUCGUCCUCGCCCAGCAGGGAAGCUUUGUCACUCCUCGAAGCAGUUCCGCGCAUUCCAGAUGAAGCAGUAGUCAGCCAGAAGACCCCACAGGCUGCCUGGAAAGUUGGCACACUCCAACAUGGAAAGAAAGUCUCUGCCAUUGCCAUUGGCGGCUCAACCCACCAUGUGUACACAUGUGGCCCUGGUUACAUCAGGGUGUGGGAUGAGAGUGCUCUGCAUGCCUGGGACAAGGCCCCCCAGGCCCAUCUGGACUUACAGAGCCCUCACAACUGUGUCUUCACCUGCAAGCUGUUCCCAGAUGAGCAGAGCCUGAUAACAGGGGGCAAGGCCCGCACCCUGACUCUCUGGGACCUGGCGUCCAUGCCCCGGGUCCGCACACAGCUGGCUUCGACAGGCAGCAUAUGCUAUUCCCUGGCCCUCUCCUCUGACGCCCGUGUCUGCUUGGCUUGCUUCAGGGGAUUUGUGGAGAUCUGGGAUCUGCAGAACCACAUCUUGAUCAGGAAACAUAAAGUCCCCACCUAUGGGGCUCGCUGUGGAGAUAUCACAGGCAAUAAGUUCUGGACAGGAGGCGAAGACACCGUCCUGUACUCCUGGGACCUCAGGAGCUACCAGAGGCUGCACCAGUACCGCUUGCAGAGUGAGAUCCUCAGCAUCACCCAUGACCCCACUGAGGAAUGGCUGUUGGUGGGCCUGAGGAACAGCAAUAUCAUAACCCUGCAUACUCAUCGGAUGGAGAAGUUCAAGGUCCCUGUCCAAAAAUUUAACGACUUCUACAACCUCAAGUUUGCUUCCUGUGGGAGCUACUUUGUGACCACGCUGAAUAAGUCGAUCCGAUGCUUAGCAGCCCCUUCUCUGCAAAGUCUGUUCCAGGUAGAGGAGUCUGCAGAGAUCUUCUGCUGUGAUGUAUCCGUUGAUAACAAAUACCUGGUCACAGGCUCCAGGAACAGUGCCACAGUGUACCAGCUGUUAUACUGACAGUCACCUGCCGUGGCCCUGCUGGUGAAGACCCAGAGAAGACCACUGUGAC
Molecule: messenger RNA, 1835 nt
Organism: Octodon degus (degu)
Lineage: Eukaryota; Metazoa; Chordata; Mammalia; Rodentia; Octodontidae
Product: transducin-like enhancer protein 2
Exons: 12
Coding region: 458-1783 (441 amino acids)
Biological process (GO): regulation of DNA-templated transcription; negative regulation of canonical Wnt signaling pathway
Cellular component (GO): nucleus; transcription regulator complex
Molecular function (GO): protein binding; transcription corepressor activity
Source: RefSeq, a predicted model, not a curated record